AUGGCUCCUGCACUUCUACCCUCAUCACCUGCACUGGCACAGUCGUCCACUUCACGUCUCCCGCAAACUUCAAUGCAAGACGGCAGUAGUUACGACAGCCAAAUGGCGCAGAAUCCUAGUUUCCUAGCUGGUCUCCAGGUGAUCAACGACAAGAUGCAGCUGCAAGAACGGCUUCAAAGAAAACAGGCAGCGUUCGAGGAAGUGAUGGAGAUCAACAAUAAGGAAAAGGAGGCACAUAGCCGGACUAAAGAGGAGGUGCAAUCUCUCAAGAACGAUAUCAAAGAAAAAGAUAAGGCCAUUGACAAACAGACAGAACAGAUCAAGUCUCUCCAAUCCCAGGCUGCAAGCUUGCAAUCCAAAUAUGAGGACGAGAGGCACAAGGUUGCCGACGCCCACGGCGAGAUUGGCGGCCUGUUGCAACAGAUAGCCAGCAAAGACUCAAAAAUUGACGAGUUGAAGAGUGCUGGAUCGCAGUUGAGAGAGCGAUAUACUGCCUCAAAGGAUAAGAUCAAGCAGCUCCAGGCAGAGAACUCAGAUUUGGAUCAGAGGCUGAGAGCAGCCACUGACCGCGUAAGGGAGUUGGAAGGAUUUGCAACCGGCUUCAUUGAAUUGGAUGAGAAUCACCUGAUUGAUGGGUAUGCUAUGCUCUGGGAAUAUGCCACGAACGAAGUCUACUCCCAGCUGGAGGCCGAUCUUGAUAGCAAGGUGCUUCGAUGCAGCGUGGGAAGAGCUGAGACAUUGCGACCUUGCUAUUCAGCACCGCAUCCCUCUCCCAUCUUCCAACUCUCCUGCGGCGAAACAUAUGCUCCUCGCCAUGAUUUUGGCCAUGCUAUCGAGGGAAAUUGA
Messenger RNA from Aspergillus terreus NIH2624, 846 nucleotides. RefSeq lists its product as uncharacterized. The transcript has 3 exons. Lineage: Eukaryota; Fungi; Ascomycota; Eurotiomycetes; Eurotiales; Aspergillaceae. The record is from RefSeq and is a predicted model, not a curated record. Bases 1 to 846 code for a protein of 281 amino acids.